This is a messenger RNA of Umbelopsis ramanniana AG, 3455 nucleotides long. RefSeq lists its product as uncharacterized. Gene Ontology annotation, cellular component: cytoplasm; nucleus. The coding region runs from base 52 to 3201 and encodes 1049 amino acids. Gene Ontology annotation, molecular function: nuclear import signal receptor activity; small GTPase binding. Lineage: Eukaryota; Fungi; Mucoromycota; Umbelopsidomycetes; Umbelopsidales; Umbelopsidaceae. The transcript has 11 exons. Gene Ontology annotation, biological process: protein import into nucleus. The record is from RefSeq and is a predicted model, not a curated record.
AAAAAUUUUAAGGCUGCGCGUGUCGAACACCGAGAGAUCGCUUAUUUCAUCAUGGAACAAUACGUUGCCGGGCUGGACGAUACCCUGACUAAAUUGGCUCUUGGCCAAGAUUCAGAAACCAUUAGAGUUGCUACAUCCACUCUGAACACACAGUUUUACAACACUUCCCAGUGUGUCCCUGCUUUGGUUGAAAUCAUCACAAAGUCUCCUCACGUACAAGUCCGUCAGUUAGCUUGCGUCGAGUUGCGAAAACGUAUUAGCAAGUGGUGGUUAGAACAAGAUGAAGCUACAAGCGCUGCCAUUCGAGCAAAACUUUUAGAUAUCGUUCUUCACGAACAGCAGAACUUGGUUCUCCAUGCUGCUGCUAGAGUUAUUUCUGCUGUUGCUCGGAUUGAUAUACCCGAAGGCAAAUGGCAAGAGUUGCUGCAGUUUUUGUACCAAUGCUGCAACAGCCCCAACGCCGCUCACCGUGAGGUCGGCAUUUACUGCUUGUACACCCUGUUUGAGACCGUUUCCGAAGUCUUCCUGGAGCAUUUGAGCAACUUGUUUGAACUUUUUGCCAAGACCUUGAACGAUCCAGAGAGCAAGAUUGUUCGCGUUACAACAGUUCAAGCUUUGGGAAAGGUCGCCGAAUUUAUUGAACCUGAAAACAAGGAGGAUGUCCGUAUGUUUAGAGAGAUGGUUCCCGGUAUGGUCAAUGUUCUCGAGCAGUGCCUGGCCGAAAGCGACGAAGAGAAUGCCGGAAAGGGCUUUGAAGUUUUCGACACCCUACUUAUGCUGGACACUCCUCUCCUUUCCAAUCAUCUUGCACAACUUGUUGAGUUCUUCUUGAAUGUUGGUGGUAAUCGCGAAAUCGAUGAUUCUCUUCGUGUCAUGGCCUUGUCUUUCCUCAUGUGGGCAGCUGUUUACAAGCAGAACAAGCUUCGCAGUCUUAAACUUGUUGGUCCUAUGAUUGAGAGAAUCAUGCCUAUUGGUUCUGAAGAGGAUCCCGAAGACAUUGAUGAGGAUUCUCCAUCCAGACUCGCUUUCAAGGUUCUCAACUCUCUUGCUACCAACAUUGCUCCUCAGCAAGUCUUCCCCAUUGUUCUCCAGAACGUUAUCAACUAUAUGCAAAACCCCGAUGCCAACUAUCGUAAGGCUGCUAUGAUGGCUUUUGCUGUCGUCAUUGAGGGUUGCGCUGAUUUCAUGCGUCCCAACUUCAACGAUCUCUUGGCUAUUGUGUGCCAUGGACUUAAGGAUUCCGAAAUCAUCGUUCGUCGCGCUGCCUGUAUGGCAUUGGGAUGCCUCGCCGAGGAACUUGAUCAAGAAGUUGCUGAGAACCACUCUACUUUGCUUCCAUUGGUGUUCAACCUUAUGAACGACACCAACCCCGAGAUCACCAAGCAUGCUUGCAAUGCUUUGGAUGCUAUUCUUGAAGGUCUUGGAGAUGACGUUGUGCAAUACUUGCCUAUGCUCAUGGAGAAGCUUCUUCAACUUUUGGACAAUGCUCCACAAACUGAAACCAAAGCUACCGUCACUGCUGCUAUUGGAAGUGCUGCUCAUGCUGCUGGUGAAGCUUUCCAACCUUACUUCCCUGAAGUCAUGCCUCGCCUUCGCCACCUUAUGACCUUGAAGGCUAGCAACGAUGAGCAAUUGCUUCGUGGUGUUGCCACCGAUUCCACUGGUGCUGUUGCUGAAGCCGUUGGUGCUCAGAUGUUCACUCCUUACAUUCAGGAUGUCAUGCAGCUUGCUAUCGAGGGAAUGCAAUUGGACUCAUCUCGUCUUCGUGAAUGCUCAUACUGCUUCUAUUCCAUUAUUGCUCGCGUAUUUAAGGAAGACUUCGCUGUCUAUCUCCCUACUAUCAUGCCUAGCAUUAUUGCCUCUUGCCAAGCUGAAGAGAAAGAUGACUUCAAUUUGGAGGGUGAAAUCGAUCUUACCACCAGCGAUUUUGAUGAUGAUGAUGACGGUUUCAGCCCAUUCAGCUUCAACUCUGCCAUUGCUGACGAGAAGGAAAUUGCUGCUGAUGCUCUCGGUGAGAUCUUUGAGAACACUCGCUCUCUUUUCUUGCCCUAUGUUGAGCCUACCAUGAAUGAGCUGGUUCUGCUUUCUGCUCACAUUUCUGAAGGUGUCCGUAAGGCUGUCACCAACAGCUUUUUCACCUUUUUACAAACCUUCUACGUCAUGUCUAGCCCGGCACAAUGGAUCCCUGGCUUGCCUUUGAAGUACACUGUCCAUGAGAACGUCGAUAGCAUGAUCAAGUUGGUCUUACCUGCCACUUUGAAGAUGUGGGAUGAAGAGGAUGACAAGAUGGUGGUUGUUCAAAUCUGCCAAGAAUUCGUCGAGACCAUCAAGAUGGUUGGUCCUGCUGUUAUUGCUGAUCACGUUGAUCCUAUCUGCCAACACUUGCUUGAGAUCUUCGAGAAGCGUGCCUUGUGCCAACAAGAGGACGAAGUCGAAGACGGUUUGGUUGACGAAGAUGAGCAAGCAGAGUACGAAUCAAUGCUUGUUGGAUCUGCUUCUGAUUUGGUUGGAGCUUUGGCUCAGGCUAUUGGAGAAGGUUUCUCUAACUACUUUAACGGAUUCUUGCCCCACAUCACCAAGUUCUACAAAAAGACCAAGACUGGUGCCGAACGCUCCAUGGCUAUCGGAUGCCUUGGCGAAGUUAUUGGUGGAAUUAAGGGUGGCGUUACUCCUCACACUGAGCAAUUGCUCACCCUCUUUUUGAAGGCUGCUGCUGACCAAGAGGAAGAAGUCCGAAGUAAUGCUGCAUAUGCCCUUGGUGUUUUGUCUGCCUACACCCAAUAUGACGUUAGCAGUCAAUACAACACCAUUUUGGGAGCUCUGUACCCAUUGUUCCAGAGUCAAACGUUACCUAAUGUUACUGACAACGCUGCCGGUGCUGUUGCUCGUUUGAUCCUCAGAAACCCCGAAGCUGUCCCUCUCGAUCAAGUUUUGCCAACAUUCACCACUGCACUUCCCCUUAAGCGUGACUAUGAAGAGAAUGAGCCAGUCUUUGAGUGUAUCUUCGCUCUUUUCCGAGCUAACAACAGCUUUGUCAUGGGACAUAUCCCUCAGUUCCUCCAUAUCUUCGCUCAGGUUCUUGGUGAGGAAGGUCAAGUCAAGGACCCUACCAAGGCUAGCAUGAUUGAACUUAUCCGCGCAUUGGAUGCUCAAUCUCCUAACCUCAACAUCCGAUCCAGCGAAUUGGCACAAUAUCUCUAAACCAAAUGAUCUCCAUGUUUUCCUCCCCCUUUUUUUUUGACCUCACAUGGCAUUCACAAAAACUCCUUUUUUUUACGAUACUCUAUAAUCCACUCAUAUGCAAAGCUUGACCUCUUUCUUUCUAACGUUUUCAUCUUUUCCCUUUCCAAGAUGAAGGGAAGAGAGAAAGUAUGUUCUAAAAUGUUUUAGUUACCAAGUAGAAAAAUAUAAACGAAAUAUACAACUAUAGCAUCAUUACAAUUGACACGCAACGG